Messenger RNA from Drosophila sulfurigaster albostrigata, 1604 nucleotides. RefSeq names its product protein LST8 homolog (gene Lst8). The record is from RefSeq and is a predicted model, not a curated record. Gene Ontology annotation, biological process: regulation of actin cytoskeleton organization; TOR signaling. Bases 119 to 1066 code for a protein of 315 amino acids. Gene Ontology annotation, cellular component: TORC2 complex; TORC1 complex. Lineage: Eukaryota; Metazoa; Arthropoda; Insecta; Diptera; Drosophilidae. The transcript is spliced from 2 exons. Gene Ontology annotation, molecular function: protein binding.
UGGCUCCAGUCCAGAAUAUCCAAAAUUCUCAACAAAAAAAAAAACGAAAACAUAAAGAACUCUAAAUACGGCGAUGUGCAAGUUUAGCACGCAAUAACAACACAAUAACUGUGCCGCAAUGGAAGCGACGGAAGACCAGCUAAUACUAGCCACUGGUGGCUAUGACCACACCAUCAAAGUGUGGCAGGCGCACACCGGCAACUGCAUUAAAACCAUGCGCUUUGUGGAGACCUCGCAAGUGAAUGCGCUGGAUCGUACGCCGGACAAGACACGCCUGGCUGCGUGUGGCUAUCAAUGCAUUCGACUGUACGAUUUGGAAUCGAAUUGCACGGCGCCGGUGAUCAAUUUCGAUGGUGUGCAAAAGAAUGUGACACGAUUAGGUUUCCAGGAGGAGGGCAAAUGGAUGUUUACCGCCGGCGAGGAUCAUCGUGUGCGCAUCUGGGACAUGAUCUCUGCUCCGCCGCAUUGUUCCCGUGUCUUUGACUGUCAGGCGCCUGUUAAUGCGGCCUGUCUGCAUCCCAAUCAAGUGGAAAUUGCAAUGGGCUCACAGAAUGGCGGCGUCUAUCUGUGGGACGUCAAGUCCGAGGAGCACGAACAGUUGGUGCCCGAAAUGGACGCAUCCAUACAAGAUGUGGCCAUCUCCCCGGAUGGACAUUACAUGGCGGCGGCAAACAACAAGGGCAACUGUUACAUCUGGCAGCUAAGCAUUAAUCCCCACCAGAAACUGAGCAUCAUUUGUCCCAAGAAGAAGAUACAGGCGCACAGUCGUUCGAUAUUGCGCUGCAAAUUCAGUCCAGACUCGCGAUUGCUGGUGACGACAUCAGGCGAUGGCACCGCAUGCAUUUGGAAGACGGAUGAUUUCACCAAAUGGCGCGAACUGUCCAUCGAGAACUAUUGGGUGUGGGAUGCUGCAUUCAGUGCCGAUUCCAAAUGGCUGUUCACGGCCAGCUCCGAUGGUAUUGCGCGCCUCUGGAAGCUCUAUACCAAAGCAUUGGCGCGCGAUUAUACGGGCCACAGCAAGGCAAUUACGGCACUAUCCUUUAAAGACGAAAUUGUCGCCGAUUAGAGUCGUUCAUGCAUAGGUUGGCGAGGUAGGCCUUAGUGGUUUAGCAAUUAAUUUAUAUAGUAUAUAUACAUAUAUAUGUAUAUGCAUACAGUAAAAUAUGCCAAUUAAUUGUUUGCGCCAGGCAUCUAUUCUACUAUUUAAUAUCCUAAGAAAUCAUACGAAUCGUGAAAAAAACGCAAUGUUUAUAAUGAAAUUAACCACAAACUGAAAUUACUUCAAAUUUCAACUGUCAAUUAAUUGUUUGAAGUAGUUACAGUUUUUAGUUAGUCUUUUUCUCUAUAAACAUUGCAUUUAUUUACGUUUUGUUUUUUUUCUUAUGAAUAGUAAUUCUUAAAUUAAUAUUACUAGCAAACAACAAAAUUUAUAGACAACAAAUUUAAUGCGAGCAAACAAUUAAUUGACAUACACCAUUGACAUGUAUAUAAUCCACACACGAUAAACAAUAGGUCAAGAUAAUCGAGUCAUUUGCAUCUCCACGAUCAUCAUCAAUCCUGCUGGAUGGCUGACCAGCGAUGGGCCAAAAAACAAACAACAAAAA